CGCCCCGCUGCGCUCCGCUUUCCCCUCCCUCCGCGCCCGCCCUCCCCCUUUUUCGUGCCUUGAGGUUGCGGGUCAGCGCGAGCCACUGCAGUGAGUCCGUCACGGCUCCGGCGCGAGCGCGACGCUGCAGCCCCCGAGCCGCCGGCUUCCUUUCCCCCCCCUCCCCGCUGUCUCUCUCUCUCUCUCUCCCGUAGCUCUCGCGUCCGUCCCUCCCCCCUUGUCGCCGUCUCUCCUCCUGCCGCUCUCGGUGUCUCCGGAUCUCGACCUUAAUUUUUAUUUUUUUUGGUUUUAGUUAUUUUUCUUCCCCCCCUCCCCACCUUUUCUCCCACCCUGUCGGCUCCCGAGUGCCCCGUCACCCGGCUGGCGCGGGCCCCCAGCCCGGACCCCCUCCCCCGCGGGCUUCCCGAGGGCCGCAGCCGCCCCAGCCGAGCGCCGCUGGGCCGCCGCCGCUGCCGCUUCCUGCGGGAGAGCCCGUCUGAGCGCCGACACACUUCUCCGCGCCCGCCGGCCGCCGACCGCCCAGCAAAAUGGGAAAUGAGGCAAGUUAUCCUUUGGAAAUGUGCUCGCACUUUGAUGCUGAUGAAAUUAAAAGGCUAGGAAAAAGAUUUAAGAAACUUGAUUUGGACAACUCUGGUUCUUUGAGCGUGGAAGAGUUCAUGUCUUUGCCCGAGUUACAACAGAAUCCUUUAGUACAGCGAGUAAUAGAUAUAUUCGACACAGAUGGGAAUGGAGAGGUAGACUUUAAAGAAUUCAUUGAAGGAGUUUCUCAGUUCAGUGUCAAAGGGGACAAGGAACAGAAGUUGAGGUUUGCUUUCCGAAUCUAUGACAUGGAUAAAGAUGGCUAUAUUUCCAAUGGGGAACUCUUCCAGGUGCUGAAGAUGAUGGUGGGGAACAAUCUGAAAGAUACACAAUUACAGCAAAUCGUAGACAAAACCAUAAUAAAUGCAGAUAAGGAUGGAGAUGGAAGAAUAUCCUUUGAAGAAUUCUGUGCUGUUGUAGGUGGCCUAGAUAUCCACAAAAAGAUGGUGGUAGAUGUGUGACUCUUUUUAAAGAGCAUCACCCAACACUUUUGCUUUCUUCUCCAUCUCUGAAGAUCUGCUCAAGACGUCCAGCAAUGCUCUCUGUGUAUUUAAAUGGAAGUAUUUUUCUCUGUGAAGCCACAUUUUCCAACAUGAGCCUCAUGAAGCCAACUAAGUGUUAUUGAACUCUUAUUCUCUCAAUAACUCAGUGUAGCACUUUAAAGUCUGAAGGACAGCAGCAUGAAAAGAGCAUAUCAAUGUGGGAAGAAAGGGAAGGGGUUGGCUUUUUAAUUUAUUUUUCUUCAUCUUUUAUAACAAGAAAGUAUCUAUAUAUACAUAUGUAAAUAUUUAUAUAUAGAUAUAUGUAGCUUUCUAUAUGUGUAGUAGGUUGGCUUUAAUUUAAUAUACUUGAUUCAGAAACAAAAUGAUAGAGUACAAAAGUGCCAAGCAGAACAUAAAACAUCCUUACUUUUAUUUCACACAGUUUUUAUAAAUAGCUAGAAGAUUGUACAAUUUGAGCCGGGUGUUAGGCCAGCUAUUUCCCUUCUCCUGUGCUUUCUCCUUUGAGAGAUUGACAAAGCAUUUGUUAAUGUCUUCUUAUUUACCUUAAUUACAUUUUUGUAACAAGUUUGUAAUUUUAUUUAUACCUAUGAAUAUAUUUCCAGGGACUAAGUCUCAUUGCUAAGCAGCUUUUAGUACUCUCUGCCUGAGGAGAAAGUAUAGUUCAGUGCUACUGCCAAGAGCUUGUUCUUGUGUUCAUACAGUGACUGCAAAAUUUAUGGCUGCUUCCUUCUGCUACUUCAUAACUAGGAGAUACCACAUUCAUUAAAUGUCCCUGAGUAAAUGCAAGCUAUCAGUUGUGAUGUUAUGAAGGUCAGAAGCUGAGGCAAUCAUGAUUUAUCUUAGACAUUAAUGAAUACAUGAAAUAAUCAUGUAAUUGCUUAAAUUAUCCAUUUGUUUGAUUACGUGGGUAAAUAAUGUCAUUAAACUUUUUUUUAAAUGUUUGAACCAUGAAUUUCCCUUCUGUGUUUCAGAAGAUCUGCAGCUAACCUAAAAAAAUUGGUGGUAGUUAAUGUGCAUGUAUGUAUCUAAACAUCCACACACAUUUGUGAUUUAAAUCAAAGAAAUCUUACUAAUUUAUAUGCCACAGAAGAGCAAGUUUUUACCUCUUAAAUUCCUUUACCACAAGGCAUAGAGUGCAUGAUGGUUUUCUUGAUUUGCCCAUAUUUAUAAUGGAUGAUAACAAUAAAUUUGUGUGAUAUAAAAGUAGUGUAUCAUGUUCCAUCACUUGAGAUUUUCCCUUCCUUUUUCUGCAAAGGUACUACUGUUGGCUGGAAGAAACAUUUUGGUUAGCUUUUUAGGACAGUGGUCUUUCCCUAUAUAGUUUUUGUAUAAAAACUGGUUUUAUAAUCAUGAGUGGAAAGGGGCAGGUUGAAUCAUGGUGAAUCUUAAAAUUGGGCGUCUUCCUGCCUUUGCUGUUCCUUCAACUGAGUGCUGCACAUCAUGGGCUCUGUCUGUGAGAGAAAAAUCCCGGUGCUUGGUGUCCUUGCAUGACAUGGAGUUUUGCAUGUAGAUCGAUUUAAAAUGUACCUCUUGUUUACAUAAUUUGCAUAAUUUUAAAAGAUAAUGUUGCCAAACUUUGGAAAUGUUAAUGUUCAAACUGAAAAUCUCCACUACAUGUAACUUUCUUCCUCUGGAUCAGUACGUGGCUUCUUAUCCCAGCCAGCGAUUUGAUCUGUUCCAGUGUCAACUGCCAUGUGCUCUGCUUCAAGGGGGAACUAGUCUUUUGUGAAUUUUUUGUACAUAAGUAUUUGUUACAAAAUAUUUUAGCAAAUGCUUUCUAUUUCUCUUGCUUGUGCAUAUCUUGGCUGGCGUUAUAAAAGAAAAAAAAAAUAGUGCAAACAUUAUUUCCUUACUGGGGAAUGAGGGUCUUACCUUUUCUUUUUUUUUUUUCUUUUUUUUUUUUAAAGUGUGUGGGUGGGUGGGGGUGGGGUG
Sorex araneus (European shrew) is the source of this 3014-nucleotide messenger RNA. It is a transcript of the gene PPP3R1, whose product is annotated as protein phosphatase 3 regulatory subunit B, alpha. Gene Ontology annotation, molecular function: calcium ion binding; calcium-dependent protein serine/threonine phosphatase regulator activity. The transcript has 6 exons. Bases 528 to 1040 code for a protein of 170 amino acids. Lineage: Eukaryota; Metazoa; Chordata; Mammalia; Eulipotyphla; Soricidae. The record is from RefSeq and is a predicted model, not a curated record.